Messenger RNA from Penicillium lagena, 858 nucleotides. RefSeq names its product SDR family oxidoreductase. The record is from RefSeq and is a predicted model, not a curated record. Bases 1 to 858 code for a protein of 285 amino acids. Gene Ontology annotation, molecular function: oxidoreductase activity. The transcript is spliced from 2 exons. NCBI's taxonomy places the organism in Eukaryota, Fungi, Ascomycota, Eurotiomycetes, Eurotiales, Aspergillaceae.
AUGACAUCAUCCAGGACUUGGCUUAUCACCGGUGCAUCAUCUGGACUUGGAGCCGCGAUUGCUCAGGCAGCCCUCCAAGCCGGCCACAAGGUCAUUGCAACGGCUCGCAACUGUUCUAAAGCGGCCGAGACCAACCCACAGAUCUCAAAGCUUGGAGGCAUUUGGGUCGAGCUCGAUGUGACAAGCCCUAAAACCCCCGAAAUUGUGGAAGAUGCAAUAAACAAGGCUGGUGGAGUUAUUGAUGUGAUUGUUAACAAUGCUGGGUACUCGCUACUGGGCAGUAUCGAGGACAUGAGUGAGAAUGAAAUUGAGACUCAAUUUAGCACGAAUGUUUACGGCCCCGUUCGCGUGUUAAAGGGAGUUUUGCCUUUCAUGCGGGCGAGAAAUGCUGGAACCAUCGUCAAUGUUAGUAGUAGUGCUGGGAUUGACGGGCUGCCCACUUGCGCGAUAUACGCCGGAACAAAAUUUGCUCUUGAAGGCAUGUCUGAAAGCCUUGCGCGAGAACUAGCACCGUUUGGCAUUCGAGUACUUAUCGUCGAGCCAGGGUCGCUCCGAACGAAUUUCUGGAGUGCCUAUGUCGAGCCUGUCGCUGGCAUGAACAAAGCGUAUGCUGGAACGCCCCUAGAAAAUGUUCUUCAGGCUUUCAAAUCAAACAAAGGGACGCAGCCAGGCGAUGCUACCAAGUGUGCCCAGAGGAUUCUAGAAGUUGUGGACGGUACCGGCAUGGGAGUUGGAAAAGGAAGUUUGCUCCGAUUGCCACUUGGGCCGGAUUGUUUCACUCGCUUUCAGAGUAAAAUUGAAACCUUGCAGGAAACUUUGCUACAGACAAAGGAGAUCGCAUAUUCGACGAGCUACUGA